Messenger RNA from Anopheles merus, 8528 nucleotides. Its product is annotated as dedicator of cytokinesis protein 1-like. Lineage: Eukaryota; Metazoa; Arthropoda; Insecta; Diptera; Culicidae. Bases 547 to 6966 code for a protein of 2139 amino acids. Gene Ontology annotation, biological process: cell migration; small GTPase-mediated signal transduction. Gene Ontology annotation, cellular component: cytoplasm; plasma membrane. Gene Ontology annotation, molecular function: guanyl-nucleotide exchange factor activity; small GTPase binding. The record is from RefSeq and is a predicted model, not a curated record. The transcript has 11 exons.
CCAUUUCGUCGCGAGCGGGCGUACGUUUGCUCUGUCCGUAAAGUCUCCUCCCUGGUUAGUGCUGCGGGAGGUCAGGUUGUUUUCCCCCUACAAGUUUCUUUUGCCCGCGAGUGUUCCCCUGCGUGGUUUCAUUGUGUGUGUAUGUGUGUGAUGAUAAACAAGCUUGUUUGUGCAGUGCCACUAUUGUUCCUUGUCUUCAGUGAUGCGGGGUGUUGUUUCAUGAAAUGAUGUGAUUGAGAAUGUGUAGGCGUGUGUAGUUGAGUUUUUAAAUGCUUGUGCGUGUGUGUGUGUGAGUCUAUGAAAGAAAUUGCAUCGUUCUAAAUUCUUCAUCCAAUGAUAAAACAAUGUAAAAAGGUGCAUAAAAGAAAAUAUUAGGAAAAGAAAAAGUGCCGUUUGAUAACAAAAGGCAAAAAUACACAAAUGCAUAUGAAAUGCACAGUGCGAAGAGUGGAAUGUGACUUGUGAAAAGGAAAGGAGAAGCAAUAUUCGGUACAUUUUCUCAACGUUACAAGGCUGUUUGCCGGGAUAUCAAACACCAUCACCAAGAUGACGGUUUGGAGUCGUGUUCCUUCAGCGCUGCUUGCUGUCGCAAAAGCGAACUACACGGCUCUCGAAAAGCAGCACCACAUCGAUCUGGACGUCGGCGACACGGUAGUGAUCGAGCAGGAGUCCUACCAUUGGUACUACGGCUGCAACAGCUGCUCCGGUGCAACUGGCAUCUUUCCGAAGGCGUACGUCCACCUGGUGGAAAGCAAAACCUCCCGCGAUGGUGAUCUGGUGAUAAAGCGCAGUGAAAUCGUUGAGGAAAUCACAACCGUACUGAAGGAAUGGCAGUACCUGUACCGCCGACUGUACCUAUCGACACAUCCUUCCUUCAAGCUGAUUCAGAGCAAAAUGCUGGAACUGAUCAGAUUGCGGUCGCAGCUACUGUCCGGCAACCUGCCCGUGGAUGAGAUGAAGAACAUCAAACUAAAGGCCACGAGCGAAAUUGACACGGGCAACAAGAUUCUAAAUCUGGACAUGGUGGUACGAGAUGACGGUGGCAACAUCGUGGAUAUAGAGCGCACCUCCACCACCCAGCUGUACGAGCAUCAUCUGAACGCGGUCGAUCGGAUCAAGCGGGCAAACACUUCCAGCAGUAAGAACCGCAAUCUGGAUAUCGUUAAUCGUCAUUCGCACAACCUGCUGCUGUCGGUGCACAAUUUCGUGUGCCGGUUAAGUGAGGACACGGAGAUACUGUUCACACUGUACGAUGGCGAUGAGAUGCGAGCUAUAACGGAGAACUACGUGGUGAAGUGGAGUCGCCAGGGCAUGGCCGCCGAUCUGGAUCAGUUCAACAACAUUAAGGUGCUGUUCACGGAUCUGUCCGGCAAUGAUUUGAGCCGCAACAAGAUAUAUCUGGUAGCGUACGUCGUGCGGAUCGGUGCCAUGGACGGGAAGGAUACGGAUCUGCGGCGCAGCAGCAUGGCGAACUCCACGGGCAGCGGGAGCUACAAGUCGCAUCGCAAUCAUCUAGCAACGCAGAUGAGCAAUCCAUCCUCGCCUGGGCCAGGGGCCGGGGCUGGAGCAGGAAGCAGCACAACCAGCUCCGGUACACCUUCCAUCGGGUCGUGUCAUUCGUCGAGUGCGAGCAAUGAGUUCCAUAUGCGCCGACCGUUCGGUGUGGCAACAUUGGAUCUACAGCCGAUCAUAAAACGUUCCGAAGAUUUCAAAAGCGAUACGCAGCUCAAAAUGCCGUUCAUUCCAUGCGAAAAGGAACCGCUGGAAACGACGCUGCGCAAGCUGAUCACUAACAAAGACCUGGGCGAAAAGAGCGAUGCGGCGAUCUGGAUCAGUGUGGACAUACUGUUCGGUGACAUCAAGCAGGUCCGGGACGAGUACCCUCACCUGGUGCUGGGCAAUGUGACGUUCGCUCGCAAAAUGGGCUUCCCCGAGGUGAUCUUUCCCGGUGACGUGCGAAACGAUCUAUAUUUGACGCUGGUUUCCGGCGAGUUUUCCAAGGGUUCGAAGAGCAGUGACAAAAACAUCGAGGUGACGGCGUACGUUUGCAACAAGCACGGUGUCGCCAUCCCGGGCGUCAUCAGCUACGGUGGGGGAGGAAACGCACUGAACGAGUACAAAUCCGUCAUCUACUACCACGAGGAUCGACCAAAGUGGGGCGAAACGUUCAAGAUCGACGUGCCGAUCGAGGAGUUCAAGCAGUGCCAUUUGCGGUUCACCUUCAAGCACCGCAGCUCGAACGAGGCAAAGGAUCGGUCGGAGAAACCGUUCGGCCUAUCCUACGUGCGGUUGAUGAACGACGAUGGCACCACGCUGCAACACAAACGCCACACGCUGCUGGUGUACAAAAUUGAUCACAAAAAGUACGACGACGAGACGCAGUUUAACUACCUAAGCCUGCCGUCGCUGGCGGAGGAACUGCCGAACGGGAGCUCCAAACCAUCGACCAGCGGCUUCAGUCUCGCGUCGAAAGACAGCUUCAUCAUCGAAACCAACUUGUGUAGCACCAAGCUGACGCAGAACGUGGACAUUCUGGGGCUGCUGAACUGGUCGUCCAGGAAGGAAAAGAUGGAAGAAUCACUAAACGCCCUGAUGAAUGUGCGGUGCGAAGAGGUGGUCAAGUUUCUGCAGGACAUUCUGGACGCUCUCUUCAACAUACUGGUCUCGAAUGACGACCCAGCCAAGUACGAUAAUUUGGUGUUCAAAUGUCUGCUUCGGCUGAUCGAGAUCGUGUACGAUCUGAAGUACCAACACUUUCAGUCCGUGCUCGAUCUGUACAUCAAUGAAAGCUUCUCAGCCACCUUGGCUUACGAAAAACUUAUCACUGUAGUACAAACGCACAUCCGGAAUGCCAUAAACAACAUUUCGAAGGAUCGUGCCAUGGCGAACAUAUACACGGUGAACGAAAAUGACGAGGCGCUCUAUCGCACCACAAAGUACCUGCAGUACAUCAUGAAGUUCAUCAUUCGCUCUCGGCUACUGUUUGCCAAUCUGAACCAGGACAAGGACCGGGAGCUGUUCGUCGCUAACCUCGAGGAGCUGCUCGAAUCCUUCUCCGAGCUGAUCAAGUACCAGAACGACCUCCUCAAGUCGCAGGGUGCACUGCUCAAGUAUCUGCACAUCAUUGCGUCCGACCUGAUGCAGGUGUACGAUCCUGUCAAGCUGAGCCAGAAAAUCGUGGACAUCAUUACGAACGUACCGACCGGCCGGCUGAACCAAUCGAAGAUGACAUGCAUCAAGGAUGUGGUCGAUUCGAAGCUUUUCAAGCUGCCCAAAUGUCGCGCGAUUCUGCUGCCCGUGUUCUGUCGGCAGAUUAAGGAUAAGCUGGAGAGCAAGGAAGAGGGUGACUUUAUGUUCGACAUACGGCAGCAGGAGAAAAAUCUUACCAAAGCAGCAAAAGUGCUUGGGGAAAGCAAAUCCCAGCUUCACACGCGCGAAACCACCGCUAAGACGAAGGUUGCUGAGUGUGUUAAUAUCAUGAACAACAUGUUGGAGCUACUGUUCCAGAGCGAAGAGGACAUCGGCCCGGUAGACAGUGACAUCCGGGACAUAAUGCUGAUUCUGCUGCGAACCGUAAUCCAGAGCUCGAUCGCGAUGGAUCGUAGCAAUCCGCUCGUCGGUAACCUGGUCGCGAUCAUGCUCGGGAUCUUUCGCAGCAUGACCGAGGCGCACUACCAGUGCUAUGUGCGCAGCUUCCUGACGAGCUACGAUCUGCUAGACUUUCUCACCGAGAUCCUGCUCGUGUUCCAGGAGCUGGUCUCGAAGCCAGUCUUCCCGAUCGACUGGCUGGACAUGAUCAUGCAUCAGAACAUGGUGAUCCUCGGCAGCUUGCGCCACUUUGCCGCCAUCAUAAUGGAUCAGUUUUUCAGCCCGUUCGAGAAGCAGGUCUGGUCGAACUACUUCCAGUGCUCCAUCACGUUCCUUACGCAGCCGGCCCUGCAGCUGAAUCUGUUCAGCAAGACGAAACAAUCGGUCAUACGCAGCACCUAUCGAGACAUACGGCGGGAGACGGUGUUCGAGAUACGGAAGAUGUGGUUCAACCUGGGCGAGCACAAGAUCAUGUUUGUGCCGCGGCUCGUUGGACCGAUCCUGGAGAUGAGCAUGAUCCCGGAAGAGGAUCUGCGCCGGGCGACCAUACCCAUCUUCUUCGACAUGAUGCAGUGCGAGUAUUACAGCUCGAAGUACGCGAUGGAGAGCUACGGCGAUACGAAGCGAAACACGGCCCACAUAAAAGGCAAUUUCAACGACUUCGAGAAGGAAAUCAUCGAAAAGCUGGACCACUACAUCGAAGGCGGCUACGGCGAUGCGGAGUACAAGGAUUUGUUUUACGAGAUCAUGCACGAAUCGUGCAGCAACCACAGCACCCUGCAAACGUACGGUGUGCAAUGCGUGCAGGUACUAACCCGGCUGAUGGAGAAGCUGCUCGAGUACCGCUGUCUGAUACACGAUGAGAGUAAGGAAAAUCGAAUGGCGUGCACGGUGAGCCUGCUGCAGUUCUACUCAGACGUGAACCGGAAGGAGAUGUACAUUCGCUACGUCGACAAGCUGUACGAGCUGCACAUGGAGUUUGACAACUUCACCGAGGCGGCGUACACGCUGAAGCUGCACAGCAAUGAGCUGAACUGGGACGAAACACCGUUGUCGCUGUUGCUGAAAUCCAAGCGCCACUAUUGCUGCCCCACGCACCGCACCCUGAAGGUGCAGCUGUACCGCAGCAUGAUCGAUCUGUUCGACAAGGGCAAGAUGUGGGAAUGUGCCAUCGAUCUGUGCAAGGAGCUGGCCCAGCAGUACGAAAACGAGGUGUACGACUAUCUGAGUUUGAGCGAACUGUACAAGAAAAUGUCGCAGUUUUACGAAAACAUACUGCGUACGACGCGGUACGAAUCGAUCUACUACCGCGUCACCUUCUACGGUGCAGGAUUUCCGGAGUUUUUGCGCAACAAAGAGUUUGUGUAUCGGGGCAACGAGUACGAGGAUGCAGGAUCGUUCAACAUGCGCAUACUGAGUCAACAUCCGCGGGCCGAACUGCUGACAACGCUCACACCCGGCCCGGAGAUCCGCGAGUGCGAGGGUCAGUUCAUUCAAAUCGUCAAAGUUGAUCCGGUCAGUCAGGACAUACGCUUCGGCGGCAAGAACACGCAAACGAUCGCUUCGAAUAUAGUGAAGUUCUACAAAUCGAACAACGUGAGCGAGUUUCAGUUUUCCCGCCCCAUACGGGAAAGUGGCGUAAGUGGGGACGAUAUUGCCGGCACUUCGUACGAGCGCACCAUCAUGCGGACGACCGAUCCUUUGCCGGGCAUUCUACGAUGGUUCCCGGUGAAAUCUACCGAAACCAUCAUGAUUUCUCCGAUCGAGAUGGCUAUCGAAACGGUCGAUGCAAAGAACCGCGCUAUUCGCGAGCUUGUACUGGAGCAUCAGAAUGACCCUCGGAUACCGGUGCACUCGCUAAGCGCCAUCAUCAAGGGCGUGGUUGAUGCCGCUAUCAAUGGUGGGCUUCCGAUCUACGAGGAAGCAUUCCUGACGCCCGAAUAUCUUGACCGCCACCCGGGUGACGAUCGUCUUGUGGCGCGUCUGAAGGAUCUGAUCGCAUCCCAGAUUCCACUGCUCGAGGUGGCAUUGCUGCUGCACAAGAUGAAAACUCCUGCUAUCUUGCUACCGUUCCACGAUCAGCUCGAGAAAUGUUUCGCCACCAUUCAAGCGAAUGUGGAGGCAAAGUAUGGCAAACGGAUGACGGAUAUAAAAAUCGACCGUGACGCGGAGGUAACCCUGCGCCGACACAUCUCUGCCAACCAGCCACAGAUGAGCAUGGAUUCUAGUCGUUUGUCGGAAACGAGCAUUGGAUCGUCCGAUAGCGGAAUCUCGAAGAACCAAAACAGUCGACCAACGACGACUAGUUCGGGAGGUUUCAAAAACACCAUCGCCAACUUGGCCAACUUUAACACGGUCAACUUAGCUAGUGACUUCUUCGAGUUCGAUCGAAUAAGUUUGUCCAGUUUCACGGCAAAUGGGUCCGGCGGGAAAUUGAUUUCCAACCUUUCAUCCAAGAUUGGCACCAAAUUGCGACAAACGUCCCUCGGCACAUCGCCCGGAUCGAAGGCGAAAAAGGAUAAAACGCUCACCAAACGACGAUCGAGCCGCAAAAUGGAUCGAGAGUCGUUAAGUUUGUCGGUUUCCAACAGUCAAUUCUACACUAGUCCCAUACCGACGGCAAGCGAGCAUAAUUCCAGCAUCGGCCAACCCGACAGGGACAGUGGCGGUGGUCCGCUCAGUCUGCUAUCGCCCACUGCCGCUACAACCACCGUUUCAACGGCAACAACACCAACCAACUCGUUGCCCGUGUUUGAACUAACCGAGGAGUUGCAUCCAAAACGACCGCUACGUUCGGAGGUGGAGAAAGAAAAGCGCCUAUCGAGACCGCCAAGCAUUGCUACUCCCACGAUGGGCAGCAGAUCACUGCCGGGGGGUGGUGGUGCGGCUCCCAACAGCACCAUGGCAGGCGGCGACAGCAACUCAAUCGGUUCCGGUGACAGCAGCAGCAAUCGCAAUUCAAUCAUUACCAACGGCUCGACCACCUCGGAAGAGGAUAGUGUACCGCCACCAUUGCCGCUGAAAACACGAACCGAUGGUGACUACAGCAUGAUGCCGAGUGGUAAGGCGAGUGCCGACCAACGGCAGUCGUCGCCAGGUGCCGCCAACAUACAGCAGCAGCAGCCAAGCAAUGCAAGUCACUACAUAACAUUUAAACCACUGAUGGGUGGUACAACGGGUGCUGCCGGCACUACUACGGUGGUGGCGGUUAACGCUUCGUACGACGUGGUUGAAACGAGAAAUCACAGCGUAAUCGUGAUCAAAUCCAGCUCCUCCACCAUCACCGGCUGCAGUAGUCCAACGCCGGGGGGAGGGUACGAUGAUCGAAAACGGCCCCCAACACCACCACCGAAACCGGCACGCAAUAGUAAGGUAUGAUCGGACAGAACUCCACGCGUGAAUGGCGAUUGGAAUUGAAAGGCCUAAUGAGAUAACGUUAUAGUUUCGUUAUUGCAUUUACAUCAAAUUGUAUGGGAGAAAAACUAGAAAGAUGCAACAAAAAGAGAGGGAGAGAGACACACACACACAGACAAAUUAAGAAAAACAUACUAAGUACAAAGAAACUAGAGCACUUCUUCUUGCUCUAGCGGUAUUCUCUUGCUUCUUGAGCGGUAUUUGCAAUAACUUUUCUUCCUUUGGUAUAGUACAUCCAGGAGGUAGAGCGGAAUGGAGUGGUAAUAUAGGCUGGCCUACAGGUGUUAAAAGGAGAGCGUGUGUGUGUGUGUGGUUCAACAGCGCACUGUGACAAGGACAUGGAAAUGUAAAACAGGGUUGUUUUAGAUAGCCAAUUUUAGAACCGAAUUUUAUAGCGACGAGAAAGACUGACAACGGUUUGUGUUGGUGGUGAUGGAGGAGGGAGCGGGGGGUUUGUUAGGAUGUGCACAACUGCACAACGGAGAACGAGGUUGGUGGUGAGAAGUGACAUUUAUCAUAAGUCAAUUCAUUACAACAAUACCUUUCAUAAUUAGGGUAAAAGUUUACUGACCUUCGCAACACCAGCAACGUGCAGCAACUGCAGCAGUGUAGCAUCGGGUCAGUGAUGUGCAUUACCGUGACGGACUUAUAUAUGAUUGCCUAUUAGUGUGUGUGUAUUUAGUUUGGAUUGUUUUCGACAAAGCAUUCGCAUUAGAGAAGGAAAAGGCCAUAUUUUUUAAUGAUGUUGAUUUAGCUUGUUGAGGUUUUAUAGUUUAAUAACGUGUGUAGUGUAAAUAUAUUGCGUCUGUUGAUGGGCACGUUCCGCUUCACGCUUAAGUUUCAGUGUGUCUUCCGGUAAUGUAGCGAAGGAUGUAUGUACAAGACAAAAAAAAGAGACCGUUAUUUAAGAAGCCCAUAACAUGAACAGAAGAUUGUUUUGCUGACUUUAGCGAUGUAACCUUCUGCUGUAAAGGUGGUAACAGUUUCGAAAUGACCAAAGAAAGAUAAGGAUAAAUUAUAUGUUUGUGUUUUUUGUUCAUUCUUUUACCCAAACAUUUUCUGACGCAAACACGAGCAGGAAGCGCAGGUCGUCGCGCUGAACCAUGAUACUCUGGACAAUUUUUGGCCUUGGACCAGCGGUGUGCAUAUGAGUGGUACUAAAAUAACGCGUUACUAACUACUUAGAAACAGAUAUGUUGGAAAAACUGUGUAGUUGCACAUAUUGAAGACGGGCCCCCGUUAAUGAUUAGGACAAUUUGCGCAUGGUAUUCUCUCGCCUAGACCCAGAUGAUCAACUGUGUCAGCGUGUCAGUGUGUGUGUGUGUGUGUGUGUUAGUAUGAGUAUGUAAAAGCAAUCUUAUUUAUAGACCAAAUAUUCGAUGCAAUUAUUUACCCUAAGGAUCUAAGUAUAUGUCGCCGGUUGAGAAAAUAGGAGAAAAUAAAAGAAACAAGCUGCCACACACAACUAGGAUGAGGAUCAGUAGAAAUGGCGUAAUAAAGUCCGGAACAGUUGAAUAUUGCUUUAA